Molecule: messenger RNA, 9677 nt
Organism: Heteronotia binoei (common prickly gecko)
Lineage: Eukaryota; Metazoa; Chordata; Lepidosauria; Squamata; Gekkonidae
Gene: SRC
Product: SRC proto-oncogene, non-receptor tyrosine kinase
Exons: 14
Coding region: 833-2449 (538 amino acids)
Biological process (GO): progesterone receptor signaling pathway; protein phosphorylation; epidermal growth factor receptor signaling pathway
Cellular component (GO): extrinsic component of cytoplasmic side of plasma membrane
Molecular function (GO): growth factor receptor binding; non-membrane spanning protein tyrosine kinase activity; ATP binding
Source: RefSeq, a predicted model, not a curated record
GUGCUCGCAGGAGAAGGAAAGGCAACCGAGGCGGGCUUGCGCCAGUGCCGGCCUACCUACUGCCCUAGCAACGGCCCGCCCCAAGAAGCAGGGGGCGCGUAUACGUGCCGGCCCCUCUUGGCUCGGCGGCUAAUCCACGGAGAUUCACUUUGGGGGAGAAAGAGCAACAGCAGCAGCCGGUGGCUGGAGCCGCAGGCGGGCGUGAACCUCCGCCGCUGACAUCACUUCUCGCAAUUGCUCCAAGUUGCAAGCAGCCUUUCUCCUCCAGCCUUUUGCCUUCGCGGCACCGGGAAGGGGUUGGGGCAGCGUAGCCAGGAGACGUAGCCAGGGGCUGGGGCAGCGGAGCCAGGGCUUAAGGACAUCCCUCAGCCCGGCUGGGGAAAGACAGCCAAAGACACGCGCGACACGCUCGCCCAUUUACCGGCAGGCUCUGCACAAAGCUGAGCGCGCGGCUUCCUUGCCUUCCUCGCUCCUCCUGCUCCUCCCCUCGGUUCUUUCUAAUGGACAAGAAAAGCAGCGCCAGGAUGAACCAGCCGGAGAGCGCCUAAGGUCCUCGGAGGCUGUCCAGCUCCGGCUGUCCCCCUUCGGGAUCGUUUGCUGACUCGGACGAUUGCGUAGUUCAGCUCGGUCCCACUGCGAGAUCUGCGCCCGGCCUUGGGAAGGCAGAGACGGAGGGAGACGGUUUGAGGAAACCACCGUCUGACUGUUGUGGUUGCCUCUUAACGAGGCUGAAAGGAGGAGGAAAUACGAAGAUUCUCAAAGAGUUCUACCGGACUGAUUGCCCACCCCUCUGUCAUAGAAAAACUGUCUCCUGACAGAAUUAACUUGGAUCAUGGGGAGCAGUAAGAGCAAACCCAAAGACCCCAGUCAGCGGAGACGCAGCCUGGAAUCCACGGAGAACAUCCACGGGGGCUGUUCUGCAUCACAGACACCAAACAAGACCACUGUCUCGGAUGCCCACCGGACUCCCAGCCGUUUACAUGGCAGCACCACUCCAGAAACAAAGCUCUUUGGGGGCUCAAAUACAUCUAGUAUGGUCACCUCUCCUCAGCGCUGUGGGGCACUAUCUGGUGGAGUCACUACAUUUGUGGCCCUCUAUGAUUAUGAGUCCCGGACAGAAUCAGAUCUUUCAUUCAAGAAAGGGGAACGUCUCCAAAUCCUCAAUAACACGAGAAAGGUGGAUGUCAGGGAAGGAGAUUGGUGGCUGGCUCAUUCCCUCACCACUGGUCUGAAAGGCUACAUCCCCAGUAACUAUGUCGCACCCUCAGACUCCAUCCAGGCUGAAGAGUGGUAUUUCGGCAAGAUCACCCGUCGAGAGUCUGAACGGCUACUACUUAAUCCUGAGAAUCCCCGGGGGACCUUCCUGGCUAGGGAGAGUGAGACAACAAAAGGUGCCUACUGCCUCUCCGUCUCUGAUUUCGACAACGCCAAGGGCCUCAACGUCAAACACUACAAGAUCCGCAAGUUGGACAAUGGCGGUUUUUACAUCACCUCCCGCACACAGUUCAGUAGCCUUCAGCAGCUGGUGGCCUAUUAUUCCAAGCAUGCGGAUGGCCUGUGCCACCGUCUCACCAAUGUCUGUCCAACUAGCAAGCCUCAGACACAAGGCCUGGCAAAGGACGCCUGGGAAAUCCCUCGGGAGUCGCUGCGGUUAGAGGUGAAGCUUGGGCAAGGCUGUUUUGGAGAAGUAUGGAUGGGCACCUGGAAUGGCACCACUCGAGUGGCUAUCAAGACUCUAAAGCCUGGGACGAUGUCUCCCGAAGCAUUUCUGCAGGAGGCUCAGGUCAUGAAGAAGCUCCGCCAUGAGAAGCUGGUGCAGCUGUAUGCUGUCGUUUCAGAAGAGCCCAUCUACAUUGUAACAGAAUACAUGUGCAAAGGGAGCCUCCUGGAUUUCUUGAAAGGGGAGAUGGGCAAGUAUCUGAGGUUGCCCCAGCUGGUGGACAUGGCGGCUCAGAUUGCGUCUGGCAUGGCAUAUGUGGAGAGGAUGAACUACGUUCAUCGAGAUCUGCGAGCUGCCAACAUCCUUGUGGGUGAAAACCUGGUGUGCAAGGUAGCUGACUUCGGACUGGCUAGACUGAUUGAGGACAACGAAUACACAGCUAGGCAAGGUGCUAAAUUCCCCAUUAAGUGGACUGCCCCAGAAGCAGCUCUCUACGGCCGGUUUACCAUCAAGUCAGACGUGUGGUCCUUUGGGAUAUUGCUGACUGAACUGGCCACAAAGGGACGGGUGCCGUAUCCAGGCAUGGUGAACCGAGAAGUGCUAGACCAAGUGGAGCGUGGCUACCGAAUGCCCUGCCCUCCAGAAUGCCCAGAGUCUUUGCAUGAUCUGAUGUGCCAGUGUUGGAGAAAGGAUCCUGAGGAGAGGCCUACCUUUGAAUACCUGCAGGCUUUCUUGGAGGACUACUUCACAUCCACAGAGCCUCAGUAUCAGCCAGGCGAGAACUUAUAGAUCUAGGAGUGAAAUCCGGUGCCAAACCCUUUGCGCUGCUUCUUGGGCAGAGGUGUUUUGGGAGAGACUUUGAGACGACAAACUAGGAAGGUUCCAGAGCACCCACCAGGGCUGUGUCCUCAUUUGGAGGAAAUUUGGCCUUCCUUGCAAAGAUGGUACGAGGCCCUUUGUUAAUUGAAAGCAGCCAGGGGCGCUGUAUUUGUCCGACAAAGGCCUAAUUGAUAGGUCGUGGAUUAACCGAGUGUCACAGUUUUCCUUCUCAGUGUGGGAUUGGCUGUGGUGCAGUAGACAGGGUUGUAGGAAAAAUAGAAAGAGUCCUUCCAGGAGAGACAUAAAGGAUAUACCGCCGUUAGGAAGCCAAGUGAGAACCAGGGAUCCUAUUCUGCAGGGCCCGUCAGCCUUCUGGAGUUCGUCCUCUCUCCAAAACCACUCUUAGGUUCAAUCAGAAGGAACGACUGCUUCACCUCCAACAUUGAUAAGCGCUGCUUUGCAGUCUCCGUGACUUCUGAGCUCUUGGCUCAUCUAUGAUUAACUGGAGUGGUUGCACGAUAGAAUGAUGCCUUUUGGAUUUAUAUGGCUUCCAUUCUCUUUUCUUUCUAAACCAGCACAAUUUCCCCCCCUCACCCUUUUUCAUAUCCAAAUGCCACUGCCCAGAACUAAGAGGGAAGGUUGUACCCUACUGAUGUUCUGGACACUUGAUGUUCCAUGUACUUGUGUCUGUCUUCUGUGCCGCUGAUUAGGCAGCUGUGCCACUGUCAGCCUAGGCUCUCCCCUUGGCACGGGUGCAGUUGCAGAUGUUAGGCGUGUAUGACAUGUUGGAUGUGAUGGGCUAGUAUGGGGAACUCAGUUGGCAGGAUUUGGGUUGGGUGACUCUCUGCCCUUUGCAGAGUUGUUGAAAAAUGACAUGAAAUUUUGGGAGGGUCCCACAUGACUCGUACAGACUUUUAAUUUUGAAGCUUGUGGUUCUGGUGAGUAUGUUUGCAUUUUUCAGGACUGCAGGCUUGCCUUCCGGUCUAGUCUUUCAGCCCAAUAAGGAGAGCCUGUCAAGACUAACAUUUUUUAGACCCAUAAGUGGAUUCUCAGCUCCUCUUCCCUUACUCAUUCCCUGCUGCCAGUUCCUUAAUGGCUUUUGUAGCUAACCUCCCUCCCAGGUAUUCCUCGUCUUCCAUGUAACCUUUGAAUGACCCACCAAGCACACAGAUCCCUUUUCUCCCCACAUGGAUACAUCUCAUUCAUCACCCAGUCUGAAGCUCCUCAGUGCCUCAGAAGCAUAGUACUGUGCCUGGGUAAACCUCAGCCGGACGAGCAGUUUUGCAAGCCUGCAUCAGUAAAGUGGAUGCAAUUCUGGUCAAGCAGGGUAAAGGAACCGUGCAGGGUCUUGUUGUCUUAGCCAUAAAAUAAUAUACCCUUAGAUGUUUGUGUGCUCAAAUUCUCUGCUGGUGAGCAGCCCCCAUUCUCUCCCACCCCCAACAAAUUACAUGAUUAUGCGACAUGGUGGGAAUUAGAUCCCAGCAGAGUGAAGUUAACAAAGCCCAUCGAGCUUUACAAAGCUUGGGCCUGUCCUGAAGCCCUAGACCUACUUCUCCGGUUGUCUGUCAUCCUGGGGAUGAGUUUGCUAGCAGCAAAUUCACAUCGAAGGCUCAACUCAGUCUCCUGAUCCAGUAAGCACAUUCAGAGUUUGUAAGCUCCCUGCACAAAGUAAUCUUUGAAGAAAUCUCUUUAAAAAAAAAAAAAACCUUAGUAUCUAGUCCCCAUUGUCCAGUGGAUGUAAAUUGUCUUCCCCUCACCUCUUAGGAGCUCUGUGGUCAAAGCAAUUGGGGAAGAGGAAAAGAGUAGCAAUUCACAGUUUCAGGACAAGGGCAGGCUACACUUUAUGCACAGCUGCAUGCAUCUUUUGUUGGAGACUCUCUCUCUCUUACCAAAAGCAACCUCUGAGGCUGAGAGUUUCAGUAGAGGAAUUGGGAGUGUGUGUGUGGGGGAUACAGAUGGUCUGCUUAACCUUUUCCCUUCUGGAGGUGUUUCCAUUCAGAAUUUUUCUUCCCAAGUUGCUUUUCACCCCACAGGAAGAAGUAAAGAAGGGGCAGGGGUUACAGUAUCUACAUGAAAGUCUUAAGAUAAAGGGUUAAGCAACCUUUCAUCCCUCUUUUUGUUUUUAUUUACUGAAAAGUCAUAUGCAGUUUCAGAUGAGGUAGAGUUUGGACCUCAGAAACCUUAUUCGCUCACCAUGCGCCCUCUCUCUUUCAGUCCCUUGUUUUUCUUGAAUUCUGCAGGAAGGAGCUUCCCAUGCCAGAAUCCGUCCUGCUGUGUCAGAAGCUGUUCAAACAGCCACUGGCAUCUGAGCAGCUGGUAGCUGCUUGCUUUUGAGCUUGUGCAUACCCAGCAGAAAUCAACCUUGGCCUUGUGUGAAGAAGCAACUAGAAGCCACCACUGGUCUGCUUCAUUGCACUGCUCAUUUCUUAAAUCCCCCAAACCAUUUCCUUUGGAAGGGGAAACAGAAGAAAAUUGUGGCAGGAUGGAGAUUUGGGUACCAGCUUUUGGACCCAUUAGCAAUGGGCACUCUGAUGACCUUGCUCGCUUGACUCGCUUCUAGACAGAGGAGCAAAAAGCAAAAUGCUGUUAGCUUGCUUGUCAGAUGAGAGCCUGUGAAGCUGAGGAAACCAGUUCCUGAGGGUGGAUGGAGGGAUAAUGUGCAGUGUGCUAGGAAAGCCUAAGAUGCAUCCCAGGAGCUGACAUGAGAAUCCAGAUUCUGAGCCAUGGUGUUUUCUUAUCUGAGACAGCUCUGCAAAAAUAAGAUGUGUGUCCCAGAUUCAUAACCCGUGAACAGCCUUCAACAUGAUUGAAAAGAUAGCCCCUCAAGAGCUUCUAUGUGCCCAUUAGGUGAGGCUGAAGCUCUUAAAAAAUUUUUUUUAAGGUGAGGCUGAAGGAGUAGUUUAAAAUCAAUAUAGCUGACUACCGCAUCUUGGGCUGAAAGAUUCUCAGUAAAGUAAGACGUAGACCACUGGGAAUUAACUUGCUCUCUCUGCUUUUUUCCUCAAGAUGAAUUUUCAGUGCUCUCACUUGCUCUCUCUUGCUCUCUCUCACACACAGCUUCAUUUCUGUCAUCUGUAUUUUGACCUUCCAAUAUUAUCACCAAAAAUACGUGUGGGACAGUACAGUGUCACUCUGACGUACUCCCAGCAUCCAAUUAGGUCUGGCCCUAAACAUCCAUGUUUCUUCCCCUUGAAACAAACAGACAAGAAUAGUUUUGCACAGGUAUUGAUAGUACUUAGCUGGCCCCAGUACAAAGAAGGUUAGCUGUGCUGAACAGUGCCAAUCCCAUGCAGGGCGACUGCAGUCUAAGGUUAUUGAAAACAAUGGAUUCAGGGUAAUUCAGCAUAGGAUCGCUGUGUAAAUCUUAUGACAAUGAAAUUUUGUGGAAUCUCUGAGGCUGAGGCAUGGUUGCACAACUAACUUUCUCAUUCAGGCCAAUGGUUCCAGUGAGGGUUCCCAAGCCGACAGUCCGAGGAAGAACCCAACACCUUAAAGAAAAAGUAGAUUUUGAUAGUCUUCUGAAAAGUUUGUUGUCCAUCUUGCAUCACCAAGUAUGCAAAUACAAGGCAACGGAAUCUAGCAGUCUUCACUGAAGUGGCCUGCCACUUCUCCCCUCCCCAUCCUCCACCCACCACCACCGAAAAAAAAGAAAGUGUUAUCAAGCUUUGUGUCAAAAAAAGUCCAAGUAGAAACAGAAAGCCAAACCGUGCAUCAAUGGAUAUGCAUUCCUUACAACAGUAAAUGCCAGUGAUGUACCGAAACCUCCUUCUGAACUGGUUUCUUUUGUCAGGAGAAGUUCUUACCAGCUGUAAAAUAGCCCCUCUUUCUGUACAUAGCCUUUGAGAUCACCUAAGCUGUUGCUUGGUGGCUUUGGAUGUUGACAUAAGUGCAUGUGAUCCUUUAAGGUAAUGAGAAUGUUUGUCACAAUUGUUUGUAGCUGGAAUUCAUUGUCAUUAGCUUGCAAGACUUUGGUUGCUGCCUUCACAUAGUCCUCUCAUUUUUUUAAUGUCUACAUUUUGGAUGUUCUGUGUGCCAAAAAACCCUCCAAGAGUAAGAUUUAAAAAAAAAUUCUGAUUAACAGUGGCCUCCUAUGCAGAGCUGCAUCUUUCUAAGUCCACUCAAUCAAAUGGAUUUAGAAAGAUGUGACUCUGCUUGGGCCAAUUUAUGUCAAAACUGAGGUUUCAUUACGAGACUUUUUUGCUGUAAACAGGUGUCUUGUUUCUUUUGUUCUUUGUGGUGCUGUUUCUCAGGUGCAAGCCAAAAAUUCUCAACAUUAGGAACACUUUUGGGUCUCCCCUACAAAAAAAAUGGUUCAUAGCUGACUCCUUGAUGCCACUGCCUGUGAUUCUUGCCACCUGAAGGAGAAUGAAUUUCAGAAGGUAUAACCUCUGUUGAUGGUCCAGUUAGUGCUGGAAGAUUGUUCAGCUUAACAGAAUGAGCUUGACACCAGAGGAAGCACAACCAUCAAGACAAACCCAAAUGGCUUGAAGCAGCAAGAUCCAUGUGGUUCUCUUCCACUCCAUCCUAGAACCUCACCAAAUUGCAAAGGAUGGAGCACAGUGAAGUUUCCAUAUUUUGCACAAACUCCUUCCCCACAUAGUCCUCCUGAUUCAACUUUCAAUCCCUCAGUAUCUUUUUAAGGCAACUGAGCCAAACCACUGUCUUAUGCCAGGUCAGUGGCUAUGUUAGAACCACACAAUAUUCCAUGCCUCACAGCAAUAGUGUGAAAAACCAGCAACAGGGUCCCAGAGGUGGCACAACAGCAGGGUCCCAUGGCUCUGCUGUACCUUUAAGCAGUCAUUUUGUCUCAUGCCAAAUUCCACCUCCUGCAGAACUUUUUGACAAAAAAAAUUCCUUUUUUCCUUGGGAACAGGAUCUGGCCUCUUUUCUCCAGUGUGCCAAUGUUCAGUCAGAAAGUCAGCUCAUUUCUACCGUUCUGUGUUGCUCAUUCAUAAUCCACUUUGUGUGCUUCUUUCCAGAUAUCCUAUGAGACUCAGUGCUGGCUUUUUUGUUUUUUGUUUUUUUAAAAAAUCCCUCUUUUUCUGUGAUGCCUUCAAGUUCUAGUCCCUUUUUGAAAGCCAGAGUCUUCGUAAUGGGCACUCUCAAUCAAUCACAUCAACUGGGGAGGAAUCAGUUUGGGAAUUCAGGAGACUCUGUGCCUUUCCAGACCUUUUUUUCUCCUUCAAGUUGAGCAUCCCCAUGCUGAUGCCUCUUCUGUCACUGCUGAGGGGGAAGUUAGGGUCAGCAUGACUUUCUUCCUUACAGGUGUUUUCUUACAUCCCAAUGUACCAGCAUUUAGCCGACUCUCUGCCUUCCCUUCCAAAAGUAAUUUGAAAUCACCAGUGUGGAUUAAUAACUACCCCACAUAGACAACAGCUUUCCUUUCAUGUAUUUAUUUUUAAUGAAAUGCUCCUCUAUCUACAGCCCCCCUUCACUCACUGCUUUUUCAGUCAUUCCCAGCUCUCACUGAGCUGGAAGGCAAUGCCUGGACUGUACCACUGCAAACCUCUAAAGGGGGAGCCUCACAUGACUAAAUGCUGCUCCAUACCUUAACACACACACACACCUGCAUCCUUUGCUGAAAAUGAAUAUUUUUAAUUUAUUUUAAUAAGUUCUGAACAUAAUACAGUCAUGUGAGGAGACCUAUAGUCUGAAAUGAUAUAGUCCAAACACAAGUUUUUCCACCUCAGCAAGGGCUAUACUAGGCCUGGCGAGGAGAGAGCCAUGAAUGCUCCUUUUAAAUUGGAGUUAGGGGUGGUAGGGGGCCAUCGUUUGGUUUAGGGAUAUGGUAUAUAUGUGUGUGGGGGGGGGGUAGCUUUAACCUUUCCCAUUUAUACCAUUUCUAUUAUCUGGAUUCCUCCCAUACCUACCAGGGUUGUUAUUUGUCUUGUGUGAGGAAAUAAAGGUACCAUCCUUUCAAAUAACCCUGACUGGGAUGGGGGAAUAAAGGUUGCCAGAAUAGCCCAGGUGGAAGGAUUUAUACACCCAUCCCAUCCUAUUGUACUACUAUUAUUUCUACCAAAGCACUGAUUUAUAGUUUUAAAAACCAUCUGAGAUUCAUGAACAGACCCUCUCAUAAAACCAAGGUAAUUGCGCCUCAAAAUCUGUUCUCUGGAGAAGUCUGACUGAGCUGUUUCCCUUCCUGUCUCCUCCACCCCACCUUUCCCACAAUACAGUGUUGAAGCAUUUUUUUUAAAGCCGCCUUCAUUUGUGAGCAGAGAAUUGCACUUUUUUUUCUCAUGUCUCUAGGGGUUUUUCUGUAUAAUCUGGUAGAGCUGUGAUGGGGAAGGACCCUUCUCUCUAGGGAGACGCCACUUUUUAUGCUUGAACUAGACUGAGAGAAAGGGGAAAGGAAGGGGGGCCAGUGUCUCGUGCCAAUGAUUCUUGGAUCCCUUGUAUCCUUUAUCUUUCCCCAAUAUCUGCCAACAGGGAAAAACAACUUCUUGACAAAUACAAAUGGACCAAGCUAGGGGAGAAGCUUCAUUGUGGGAGCGAGACCAGAUAUAUGUGUCUGUGUGUAUAUAAGUAUAUAAAUAUAUAUAAAUGUGUAAAGAUUUUUUUUUCAAGUAUGUACAUUUGUUUUUGUUUUGUUUUGUUUAAAUCAAGGCAAAUAGAUCAGUUUUAAAAUCACUGGUUUAUCUUUCUGGUUUUGGUAUAGCAAUAAUGAAUGAUGGAUGUUAAUUUAAAUGAACAGUGUAUUUAUUUUUGCUGUUCUUCUAUGUUAAGGGCAUCUGUUUGAAAAGAAAAGACUGCAUCCGUGGCUCCCUUUUGCAAACUCCUGCCCCUGUUCGUGCAUGACACAGGCUUCUGGGACUGAAGGAGGGUCACGGAUGCAAAAGCCUGCCUGUCAGGAUUGGAGGCAGAGCUUCACAAUGCAUUUCUGACCAGAAGGAACAUUAAGCCCUGGCAGCCACCUUCCUUAUUCCAUUUUUUUAUUUGAAAAGCCCGUAAUGGAGGACUCUUUUCAGCUAGAGAGUUCCAGUGAGUUUCUGCCAUUGCUUGAAUGAAGUUGAAACAAUUCCAUAAAAAGAUUUAUUCUAUUAUUGUUAAUUUUUUUAAAAAACACACACACAUUUUGUAAAGUCUCGGGAUAACUAUGCAGAGAAUGUGUCAAUCUCUCUCUUCCCCUUGCCUUUUUAGCAUUUAAAAUCUUAACACCUUUUUUUUUUAAAUAAAACUUUUUUUUUGAAAACUAAAA